This is a messenger RNA of Anguilla anguilla (European eel), 4943 nucleotides long. It is a transcript of the gene mcamb, whose product is annotated as melanoma cell adhesion molecule b. Bases 84 to 1976 code for a protein of 630 amino acids. Gene Ontology annotation, biological process: angiogenesis. The transcript has 17 exons. Gene Ontology annotation, cellular component: plasma membrane. The record is from RefSeq and is a predicted model, not a curated record. NCBI's taxonomy places the organism in Eukaryota, Metazoa, Chordata, Actinopteri, Anguilliformes, Anguillidae.
CUGUCCAGCUCGUUAUUAUCUCUUACAAGGAGUGAGGACCGACCUCUACAUUCUCCCAUUGCACGGGAUAAGGCACGCGGAUCAUGGCUUUCCGAAAAAAGACUUUCAUCUUCGCGGGACUUUACGCGUUCCUCGCGAUGUGGCAAGUGUGGGCUCACGUUGACAUGGUCAUGAAGGACAGGGUGGAGGUGAAAAGCGGGAGCAGAGCAGAGAUCCCUUGCCGCUGUGUUGUUACCGGUCAGCCCGAUGUGGUGAUAGUGCAGUUGUUUGUGGUAACAAAAAAAAGUGGCAGCAGGCAGCGGAUCUACUACAGCGACGGCUCAGCCGAGACCAUGGAUAGCAGCACACAUUUUGAGGGCCGGAUCAGCGUCAAACGGUCCAGGACCGGCGAAGCCGCGAGCGGCUCAGCUCACAUCGAGGACAUCUUGCUGGUUGUGGACGACGUGCGACUGGACGAUCAAGGGGAAUACAUCUGCCAGGUCAACGCCAUGUCCGCUGGCAACAAGGAGGGCACAUCCCAGCUGAUGGUUUUUGUGUCUCCAGAGACUGUAGUCAUUCAGGGUGAAACCUCUGUCAACUCUGUCACCAAUAAACUGCCCUCUAAGAUUGCUGAGUGUGAAGCCCGGAACAGCUACCCCAAACCCACCAUCGUCUGGUACCGUGACCACACCCCUCUGCAGGAUGACGAAGACUUGGUCAUCAUAAGGCAUCGUGAGACACAGGAAUCCAGUGGUCUUUUCACCGUGCAGAGUGACCUGCAGCUAAAGGUGGUCAAAGAGGACAAGGAUGCCUCCUUCUACUGCGAGGUCAAUUACUUUGUUCCUGGUGGUAGGCAGAACAUGAAGGAGUCGGAGCGCAUCAACAUCACUGUGCACUAUCCACCUUCAAGUGUGUCGCUUGUCCAGAUCUCUCCAGAAGGCCUGGUGAAAGAGGGGGACACGGUGGAGAUCCAGUGCCGCUCUGAUGGGUAUCCUCCUCCAGAUAUCACCUUCAGGCGAGAGGGCAAAGAGGAAGAUUUAACCUCGGAUCUGGGCCUGCUGGCCUUACACGACGUGACUCGGGCAGACAGUGGCACAUAUCACUGUCACUCCCUGGAUUAUGCCAGUUUUGUGGAGGCGGAGGGAAAAAUUGAUCUCCAAGUACAACACCUCGAUCACGCUGUGAUGUACCCCAAAGACAUGGUUGUGGAACAAGGUGAGAACAUGACGGCCACUUGCAAUGCCCAAUCCUCCCUGCCUACCGAGACUGUGUGGUACAAGGAUGGCGUUCAGGUGGGCGAGGGGCACACGCUGGACCUGCAGAAUGCCACGUUCGACAGUGCCGGGGAGUACAUCUGCGAGAUCUCAGUGCCUUCUUUACCUGGCCUGCAGGUCACUGGUUCCACCCUCAUAAUAGUACAGGGAGCCCCAGAGAUCAGAGACCCCGAAGCCACAGUCAUGGAGGAGAGGGUGAAGAAGUCUGUGAACCUGAGUUGUGAGGCAUGGGGGUACCCCAAACCCACCAUCACCUGGAAGAAAACUGGUGGCCAGAACUGGCAGGAGGUGUCAAACAAAGAAACUCCAAAUGGUGCCCAGAGUGUGGUGACCUUCACAGUAACCUCUGACCUCACAGCUGCCUGCAAUGCAACCAAUGACAUCGGCACAGACACUAAAUUAUUCAACAUCAGAGCCAUUCCCCUGACCACCUCCAAAGCAGUAACCAAAUCACCAUAUCCGGAGAAGGUUAAAAAAGAGGGCAGUGGCGUGAUCAUUGCAGUCAUCAUCAUUUGCAUCCUCCUGCUGGCCAUCCUUGGCAGUGUGCUGUACUUCCUGUACAAGAAGGGAAAGCUCCCCUGUGGCCGCUCAGGGAAACAGAACAUUAGUUCAGAGAAGUCCAGUAAAGAUGACAUCAUUAUGGAGAUGAAGAGUGAAAAAAGUGAGGAAGCUGUGCUUCUACAGGGAGUCAAUGGGGAGAAAAAGGCCCUUAAUGACCAGUAAAGGGCGAGCAGUACAUGGAUGUGCAGAAGUGAGGAAGAUGAGUGGAAGCUGAUCCAGGUUCAUUUGCCUAGUAGGAUGAAGAACUUCCUGGGAUACUCCCCAUUGCCCAUUGCUUUUGUAUUUCUCUAGGGGUGUGGCAGUGCAGCUGCACACACAAACUCCCUGAAUACUCCACUGCAGGACUCAAGCAACGUUAGACAUCAAAGAUUCUUUUUCAUCAUUUAACCCUGAAUGCCAUAUCCGGCAUUAUAUGGUAAUGGUGGUCUGCCAUUAUCUGUAAAUAUUAUAUAUUAUUAUAUAUUAUAUAUAUAUUUACAGAUAAUAAUUUACAGAUAUAGUAUAUAUUUAGUUAUUUAAAAUAACCCAACAAAAAAACCCCUUUAAAAACACAUGCUUUAUCCAUAGCCAUUCUGAGUUUAUGUAUCUUUUCAGUUUUUUUUUCAUGACGUAUUAAACUCACCAGAGUGGUAGGUUUAGUUGGAUGUGAGGAAUGUGAGAGGUAUGUGGCAGGUGUGCGUGAGAUGCAUGGGUGUGAGGUGUGUGACGGACAUGUAAAAGGCGCGUGAGGCGCGUGUGAGGGCAUGUGGCGUGUAAGCCUGCACUCCCACACGCUCCGCAAGUCUCUACACUGAAACCCAGAGAGCCCCGUCAGGCACCACACAUCACAAACCAACAACCCUUACAUUUUACACACAGUCCAUUAAACUAGCAUCUGGAUGCGACAGAGCGUCUCUGGUGCAUUGGAGGUCACAGAGAUGACAUGGGAAAGUUGAAUGUUGUCGUGGUGUGAAAAUGACCAGCAUACUGUAGGACACUGGCUUUGCUUCGUAGUAUCUCCAUUGUGAAUGAGCACAGUAUAUCUGUUUGCCUGUGAUUAGAGGGGCUCUUUUUCAUAUGCAGACUGCAUUCUGAUUGACUGCAGACAGGCAAUGAGUGGCCCAGCAUGGGUCAGAUGUUUGCUGUGGGUUUUAGGCUUUUGCUGCAAUAUUUACUUUGUUACUCACAAAGUCUUUUUCUAGAAUAAACAAAUUGUUAAGCAGGUUUGUUUUUUUGGAAUCUCUUGUACCUACGAUGACAUUCAUGCGGUAUUCUUUCAGCUAACAAAUCAAAAUGAUGUAAGUUCAGCAGCCAUAAACAUGGUGGCAUCUCACUGCGCUUCUAAAGUAAAGGGACCCUUGAAUGCAGACUGGUUUGGGUGUGGUAGUGGUGGUUCUGGCUGAAUGCAGGUUUGGUUAGGUGUGGUAGUGAUGGUUUUGGGUGACUCCAGGCUGGGUUGGGUGUGGUAGUGGUGGUUCUUGGUGACUACAGGUUGGGUUUGGUGUGAUAGUGAUGGUUUUGGGUGAUUGCAGACUAGGUUGCGUGUGGUAGUGAUGGUUUUGGGUGACUGCAGGCUGGGUUGGGUGUGGUAGAGGCGGUUCUUGGUGACUGCAGGUUGGGUUGGGUGUGAUAGUGAUGGUUUUGGGUGACUGCAGGCUCGGUUGGGUGUGGUAGUGGUGGGUGUGGGGGUAUAUUGUGGUGGGAGGAGUCAUAGUUGUGGUUGGCGCAGUGGCUAGUUGGUGGUGGUCAGGUUUCACUGUCUAGUGCUGUGCAGUUUCUCUCCCAUCUUUGAGGUCCCAGGAUGUCACUGUCCAUUACACUCCCAAGCAGAUGGUCAGAGGACUGAAUCCCAUAACUCCACUGCAUUGGGGAGCCAAUCUAAACUCACAUCAAGUGAGUGAAUGAAGAACUCAAGUGUCCAGCUGUACAAAAGACCCACAAACACUGCAGCCCUCUAGCACCAGGGCCUGUGUGUGAAGCAGAUCCAGCAAAAUCCUCCAACACAGUAUGCGAGAUUUGUGCAGGGUAUGUACAGAGAGUGAGCUCUGUGUGGAAGGGUCUGUGCCGUCUUCUCAAACAGUUUCAAAGUCCCGCUGAAUUCAAGCAGCCAAUGGAAAAAUAUUAUCCUUCAUAAACUACUGUCAAGGUCUCCCACUGUCUGUAAGUAUCAGGGUAGAUAAUCACUGGAUAACUGUGGAUUCCAGUGUGAGGAGUGAGCUUUACCUUGCCUUUGUGAAAUGGCCGUACUACGUAGAAAGCACAAGGCUUGGGGACUUUCGCUUUGUCCAUUGUUUUUUUUUUCCCUCAUGAAAAAGUGAGGCGCACUGAAAUAUGUUUGGGUUGUUUAUAUUAAGCCUGUUUUAUGAACCUUGUUUGGUAUUACUGCAGAGUGGUUCUCUUACUGCAUGGUAGAAAAUACCACCAAACAUCACAUGGCAAAAGUUCUCCUAAGAAAAUAUUUCUGACAUUGUAUAUAUUUAGAGUUCAAUAAAACUGUAAAUCGGUAACACAAAUCAAGUCAUUCAGUGGUUAAGCCUCUGACAACGUUUCAUUUAUGUUUGUUGCCAAACUGCUUUCAAUCAACUGAUUCAUCUACAGUGAAAAUACAUCAGUUUAAAAUUGAGAAUCUGAAGUUGGUAGUAUUAGAGAUAUUUGUAUUCUUGCAGACCGAAGGGAUCAUUUGCACCAUUUUUAUGACCUUUUUUUUUUAUUUUUUACAAUUUGAAAAAGAUCAUUAUUUUUGUAUUACUUAGCGCGGUGUUGUGUGUAGCCCUCUCAGAUCGGUUAUUGGACAUAUUUGUGGCCUCAUACAUUUUUUAUUUAGAAGAAAAAUGGCAAAUUACAUAUAAGCAUCAGUGGGGAAAAUUAAGGGAGUAAGGGAGUAAGAAAUUCCUGUUGAUUAAAAAAAAAAAUGUAACUGCUAAAGCACACCAACCUCCUCCUACUGCCCAUAUUUAGUUGUUUUUCCCCGCUUUAGAUCAGGUUUUGAAAAUAUGUACCUGUAUAUGUGGGAAUGUUGUCUGAAUUAUUAUUUCUAAUGUUUUUGAUUUAGUGUGUAAAUUAAAUACUUGUAAACCGAUGCUUACAUUUUGUUUUCACAAUUCUUUUGGAAGUAAACUAUGCCAAAUAAAAAUGACUAUUCAACAGAAA